Camellia sinensis is the source of this 2223-nucleotide messenger RNA. RefSeq names its product O-fucosyltransferase 7. The record is from RefSeq and is a predicted model, not a curated record. Gene Ontology annotation, cellular component: cytoplasm. Lineage: Eukaryota; Viridiplantae; Streptophyta; Magnoliopsida; Ericales; Theaceae.
GAAACGAUCAAAAAUAGCCGACUACUACUGCCUCCUCCUCCACCCUCAAAUAUAGAGAGAGAAAGAAAGACAUAUACAGACAUAUAGAGAGACAGAGAGAGAAACAGAGUCGCAGAAAUGGCGCUCUGCUAUCGCUCUGCACAUUGUUUUUGGUGAGAGAGAGAGAGAGAUUGGUGUUUUUUCUAGAGAGAGAGAGAGAGAGAGGGAGGAGAUGCAGAAGCGGAGGUGGAGGUGGAGGUGGAGGACGUUGGGAAUACUGAGGAAGUUGCUAUCGUGCGCCAUAGGUUCAAUAGGUCUACUGGCUCUGCUCUAUGCUCAUGUACGACCAUUCUUUUCUUCCCAAGUGACCAAGUUACCUGACCUUUACAAGCCUCUCAUGCAACAAGAAAUUGGAAUGGUGGGAGGAGAGCAAAGCUGGAUUGUAGAAUUGGUGCCUCCCCAUUUGCCAAGAGCUCCUCUACCUCCUAGCAAGUUGGAUGUUGCAAGUGGGAUUUUGGAUUUCGACAAGCUAUGGAAGCCGCCUUCAAAUCGAGAUUAUGUGCCCUGUGUCGAGCCAAGUUCAAACUACACAACUUCUGGAGGGUCUCAAGGUUACCUUCUUGUUCAUACAAAUGGUGGAUUAAAUCAGAUGCGAGCUGGGAUAUGUGACAUGGUUGCUGUUGCCCGAAUUAUAAAUGCUACUCUUGUAAUUCCAGAACUUGAUAAACGGUCAUUUUGGCAGGACACUAGCAAUUUUUCUGAUGUAUUCGAUCAAGAUCAUUUUAUUAGUUCCUUGGCUAAUGAUGUAAAGGUCAUUAGAAAACUUCCGAAGGAACUGGCAAAUGCAACUAGAGCAGUUAAGCACUUUAGAAGCUGGUCUGGUAUUGAUUAUUACCAGGAUGAGAUUGCUAGCAUGUGGGCAGAUUAUCAGGUUAUUCGAGCAGCUAAGUCUGAUUCUCGCUUGGCAAACAAUAAUCUGCCUCCCAACAUUCAGAAGCUGCGCUGUCGUGCUUGUUAUGAAGCCCUACGUUUUUCACCACGCAUUGAAGCAAUGGGAAAAUUGUUGGUGGAUCGGAUGAGGUCUUAUGGUCCAUAUAUUGCUUUGCAUUUACGAUAUGAAAAGGACAUGCUUGCCUUCAGUGGAUGCACACAUGAUUUAUCACCAGAGGAGGCUGAUGAAUUGAAGAUUAUCAGGGAGAACACUGUGUAUUGGAAAGUAAAGGAUAUCAAUUCUACCGAACAGAGAGCCAAAGGAUAUUGCCCCUUGACUCCAAAGGAGGUUGGAAUAUUCCUUGCUGCUUUGGGAUUCCCAUCAAGCACCCCCAUAUAUAUCGCUGCUGGAGAGAUAUAUGGGGGUGAUUCUCGUAUGGCUGAUCUGCAAUUGCGCUAUCCCUUAAUAAUGAACAAGGAAAAACUGGCAUCAGCAGACGAGCUGGAGCCUUUUAUCAACCAUGCAUCUCAAAUGGCUGCUCUGGACUACAUUGUAUCAGUUCAGAGUGAUAUAUUUAUUCCCUCCUACUCUGGAAACAUGGCAAGGGCAGUUGAAGGUCAUCGUCGUUUCCUGGGACAUAGGAAAACUAUUUCUCCUGACAGGAAAGCCCUUGUCCACCUUUUUCGCAAAAUAGAGCAGGGAAGACUGAAAGAAGGCAAAAAGCUUUCCACUCGUGUUAUUGAAAUCCACAAAAGACGGCAAGGGUCCCCCAGGAAGAGAAAAGGCCCCAUUUCAGGGACAAAGGGCAUGGAUAGGUUUCGCUCAGAAGAAGCAUUCUAUGUGAACCCCUUACCAGAUUGUUUAUGUCAAAAGGAAUCUUUAUCAAGUAUGAAUGCCUCUUUUAUUAUCAGGUAGAUAAGAGUAGCUGAACAAAUUCCUCUGCAACAAAAUCCCCCCCCGGCCAGUGGAUUGGUGGCUGUUCAAUUCUUGUAAGUGCACGGAAUGUUCAUAUCCCAAGAGUAAGGCUUCUGGGUGAAUACCUCUGGGUGAGAAAUAUGAUGCAUUUAGGCUGGGGAAGGAGGAUGACUGUUUUACUGAAAGCAAGGAUUGUCCUUCCAUUAUGAAGGCAGAUAGAUUAUUAGAGUGCAAAGUCGAUGAAGUUGCAAGAGUAGUUGGCACAUACGAUACUAUAUUAGUGCUAUUGUUAGAAUGACAGUGUGCUCUGUUGAUGUAAUCAAUUACAUUAUUCAUGGGCAUUCAAUGCAAUAAAAGGGAGGGAGAAUUGAUUCUUUUCCCUUCAUUUUUUGGGGACA